This is a messenger RNA of Diachasmimorpha longicaudata, 888 nucleotides long. RefSeq lists its product as uncharacterized. The transcript has 2 exons. The record is from RefSeq and is a predicted model, not a curated record. Lineage: Eukaryota; Metazoa; Arthropoda; Insecta; Hymenoptera; Braconidae. Bases 16 to 771 code for a protein of 251 amino acids.
GAAAACUACCUAUAAAUGCAAUCGAUGACGCCGACGGGCAACUGCACAUUCGGACUGACUUCACCAGCGAUGCAGCGCUCACUGAUCUGUUUGUUGGCAGCAGCCACCGCCGCCGCGGCCGCGGGUCUUUACGGGGGUGUCAAUGUUGACAAGGACUCGGCGGGAAUUCAAGGACAAAUAGUCUUUCCAAAAAUUCCGGGAUUCAACAGUCCGCCGUUGGGUCUCAACCUCUUCCCGGCGCCCCAGUCCCAAAAUCAGCAGCAAUCAUCAUCCAGCGGAUCGUCCAUUUUCGAUCCUUUCGGACUAUUCAGACCCCGGCAGAAUCAGCCGCCCAGGAAUCCGCCGAGACGCGGACAAAAUCCGUUCGCGUUGAAUAUUCCAAAUGUUGAGGAUUUAAUUCCCCAAAUUCCCAGCAACAUCAACACCACCGACCUCGAUAUCCCCCAACUUCCACCACUUCCCGGCGUUCCAGCUGUGCCUGGCCUCCAGGAGGCUAUCCAACUGGCUCGGGAGCAUCUCAACAUCAGCCUGGGAAUCGGCGCUGAUUUGAUCGAUGGCAUUCAACAAGCGAUCGAGGAAGCACUGAACAGUGACGAUCCCACUGAUUCCAUACGCAUUCUGGUUACAACAAUUUUAAAUGCUUAUCUCGAUGUUGCACGCAAUUGUCCAGUUAUGAUUAUUGGUUUUCGCGUGCUGCAAGAGGGCAUCCGCCUGGCUGGCGAGGUCGCCAAAUCAGUUCGAAAUGUCCUCGUAGGACAGGUAACUACGUGAGUUAUGAAACAUCGAAGAUUGAUAGAUUACGACAGAAACAUAAAUUAAAUAAACAUUCAAUUCUGUGAACAUAUCCAUUGGCCGUAUUGCGUAAUAAAUAUUACUGAUGGGAUUCAA